CGAGUAUUAGCGUGGGAUUAAUCUAUUUUUUAAAAAGAAAACUAUUGUUUAGUUUAGUUCAGUUGCGCGGAAGCCCCAGGUGGUUGGAGACUGAGAGGCAACGGAGGAUGGCUAGUAGUGCGUUCUCUCUCGCGGUGGCAGCAGGAGACGAGAGCAGUGAGAGCGACGACGAUGGUUGGGUUGUCGGGUCUGUUUCCAAGGCGUCGCCACAGGAGCAUCGCUUGGAUGACAUGUUGCAGACAAAUGAUAAAGAUGAAGCUUUGAAGAAAGCAUUGAUGGCUGGAAAUUUGUCUGUUGUUGAACAACUUUUAAAUUCAGGUGUAAGUGUGGAAUCUACGUUUAAGUUUGGAUGGACUCCUCUGAUGUAUGCUGCAAGUGUUGCGAACGUGGAACUCAUGCAUAUCCUUCUGGACAGAGGUUCAAAUGCAAGCUGUGAUAAGGAUCAAUAUACAGUGUUGAUGGCUGCGUGUACAGCACGUGCUUCUGAAGAGCAGAUAUUAAAGAGUGUAGAACUGCUUCUCUCUAGAAAUGCUAACCCUAAUGCUGCUUGUAGGAAGAAAAUGACUCCGCUAAUGUAUGCAGCCCGCGAAGGCCACCCUCAAGUUGUUGCUCUUCUUGCUGCUCAUGGAUCACAAAUAAAUGCCCAGGAUGAACAUGGUUACACUGCAUUAACAUGGGCAGCACGCCAGGGACAUAAAAAAGUAGUGUUCAAGUUGCUUGAACUUGGAGCUGAUAAAUCAUUACAGUCAAAAGAUGGACAGACACCAGGAGAGAUUGCAAAGAACAACAAGCAUUCAGAGCUUUUUAGUUUACUUUCUUUGAGUAAAAAUCCUUUUCAUGGAAGGUUCCAGAAUGUGACUAAGGAAGAAGCUAUUCACAGACUUCUGAAAGCAGUUCCUGAUGCAUUUAAAAGCCAGAAAACCAGUUCUUAUGCAGCCUUUGGUGACCUGGAAGUGUUUUUACAUGGCCUUGGGCUUGAGCAUUUAACAGAGGUACUGAAGGAAGGAGAGAUUGGUUUAAGACAGCUUUUGACCAUGGGAAAAGAAGACUUCAUACAGAUUGGAGUUAAGAAUACUAGAGAUCAACAAAAAAUCUUAGAUGCUGUUAAAGAACUAAAGGUGGAAGAAGUAAAGUUGGAAGAAUUGCCUGAAGUGAAGAAUUUGGAAUUCAGUGGUGAUGAGUUUCUUUCUUUUCUCGUGAAACUAAAUAGACAAUGUAUUCAUCUUACAACUGCUGUGCAGAGUGUGGUUAAUCAGUUCCCUACAGAUGCUCACAAGUUGGUUCUUGAAUGGAGUCCACCUCAGAGCCUUGCUAAAGUUUGUGAAGACCUCGUUUCCAGUGCUGGAGACCUGAGUGGAGAAGCUAGCAAAUUAAAAAAGCUCAUGCAAAAGUUGCAUGAUGGACAGAAUAAUGAUCCUUGCCGAAUACAAUCCAUGGUGGAAAAACGCUGGUGGAAGAAGACUUUUGCUAAAAUGGCAGCAGUAACAUUGGUUGGAUCUGGAUGUGCCUUCUUUAUAAUUAAGCUAACUUUAUGGAAGAGCUGAGUUGGAGUCAUACUUAAAACAACUUUUGGAUAUAUUUCUCAUCAUUUAGAAUUACAGAUAUAAUUACUAUAUAAUUAAUAUAGUAACAUUCAUGGUUUGGUUCAGGAGUUUCAAUUUUAUAAAAGUACUUUAAUUUCCAUCU
Molecule: messenger RNA, 1686 nt
Organism: Rhineura floridana
Lineage: Eukaryota; Metazoa; Chordata; Lepidosauria; Squamata; Rhineuridae
Gene: ASZ1
Product: ankyrin repeat, SAM and basic leucine zipper domain containing 1
Exons: 13
Coding region: 108-1544 (478 amino acids)
Biological process (GO): piRNA processing
Cellular component (GO): pi-body
Molecular function (GO): protein binding
Source: RefSeq, a predicted model, not a curated record